Messenger RNA from Hyaloscypha bicolor E, 823 nucleotides. RefSeq lists its product as uncharacterized. The record is from RefSeq and is a predicted model, not a curated record. Lineage: Eukaryota; Fungi; Ascomycota; Leotiomycetes; Helotiales; Hyaloscyphaceae. The transcript has 5 exons. Bases 129 to 623 code for a protein of 164 amino acids.
GAUUCUGAGAGAUGAAGAGUGUACCUAGAUAUUCCCUCAUUUUGCACAUGACAUUGAAGAAGUAGGAAACUCGCUUACUUGUUUCGGUCCGGUCUUGUCCAAAUACAUCAAAUCAACAUCACCGAACUAUGGCUCCAUCAAACAGAAACAAUUCGCACGAAGAGAUCUGGGACGAUUCAGCGCUCGUCGACUCUUGGAACGACGCUCUCGAGGAAUACAAGAAAUACCAUAGCCUCAAGGCUCGCGGCGAAGAUGUAGAAGAAGUACUCAGAGCAGCCGAGAGUCGUCAUAACGGAGUAAGCCAAGAGAUCGAUCACGAAGAGGAACAAGCGGACGAUAGCAGGCUUGUCAAUGAUCCACGUGCCAAGAAGAACCUGCCCGAGGAAACGGGAGAUCAUGACACAAAAUCUGCCAAGCAUGAGGCUCCAAUAGCACACACGCAACCAGAGGUGGGCCAAGCAUCAGGACGAACGCCACCAGCACUGCCUCAACAUUUGAUCGGCCAAGUUCAAGAUGAGGGGUUGAAGAACUUACUGAUGUCUUGGUACUACGCUGGGUACUAUACAGGGUUGUACGAAGGUCAGCAACAGGGACAAGUGGCGGUUGCCAAGCAUGAAGCGUAGUGCGAACGGUCGGGCUUCAACCGAUCAUCUGUGACAGGAAGAGUUUGGACCGUCCGAUAGUGUCCCUGUAUCCGAGAUCAGGUCCAAGCGACUGGCAGAAAGUUUUCUUGACAUCUGUCAGCGGCGACAUGGGAUGCGUGCUGUGAAUAGGAAACGCAGCGUCACAAUCACAGAAGCGGCUCGUUUCACGAUCAUAUUAU